Molecule: messenger RNA, 4651 nt
Organism: Mytilus californianus (California mussel)
Lineage: Eukaryota; Metazoa; Mollusca; Bivalvia; Mytilida; Mytilidae
Product: OTU domain-containing protein 3-like
Exons: 9
Coding region: 153-1355 (400 amino acids)
Biological process (GO): protein deubiquitination
Molecular function (GO): cysteine-type deubiquitinase activity
Source: RefSeq, a predicted model, not a curated record
CGAGAAACAUAUAUAUAAACGAUUUAUUGGAUAAAUACUUUUAUUCUGCAUUCCAAACAUUCAGUACAACCGUGUUGACAGCAUGACUUUUCAACAGGUGAUUUUGGGGUCACACCUGAUUUAACUUUCACCACACAGUCACAAAACACACAAUGUCAGCAAGAAGAAUUCGUGUGAUAGCUGCCAGAAACCAGAACCCUCGGUACGUUCAGGCUGGUCGACAAGAUGUAGUCAGUAGAAAAAAGGAAGAAAGACAAAUCAAACAACAACAUCGAAGAGAGAAACAGAUUGACUCAUAUUUAGCAGAUGAUGAAAAUUUUCCAAGUUUCUCUACACAGUUAGGAAAAUUAGGUCUUCAGCUUAGAGACAUUCCUGGUGAUGGAAACUGUUUGUUCAGAGCACUUGGUGACCAGUUAGAAGGACACUGUCGUAAUCACUACAAGUACCGCUUCGAGAUUUGUAACUACAUGUCUGAACACAGAGAAGAGUUUGAACCCUUUGUAGUAGAUGACACACCAUUUGAAAAAUACAUUAAGAACCUGAGUGCUAUAGGAACCUAUGCCGGGAAUGAUGCCAUUGUGGCUUUUGCUAGGUUGUAUCAAAUCAAUGUUGUUAUACACCAACUUAAUUCACCAUUUUUAUUGAUUCAGGGACCUAAGACACAAAGUCAAACAACAAAACAGAUACAUAUCUCCUACCAUAAUGGAGAUCAUUAUUCCAGUGUACGUAAACAUGGAGAUAAUACAGAGUCUCCGGCUAAUAUCAGGGUAAAGAUUGGGAAUGACACACAAUCAGCAGCUGGGAAAAAGGCACAGGCCAAUGGUGUCAUGAAUGGGGACAUCCCACAUUGUGGCAGGGUCGUCAAAGCUGUCAGAGAUGUUGAGAUAAUAGAACAGGAGAUAAUGGCUGCCACAGGUUGUGAUGACUUGACAAUGAUACAUGAGUCACUGUAUGAAUGUGAUAAUGAUGUUGAUAGUGCUAUUGCCCAUAUAUUACAGAUCAUGACUCUAACAGAUGAAAGUUUUAAUACAGAAACUUCCUCCGAGGUAUCACAACGAACAUCAACAGAUAGUGGAGUGUGUACUGGUAACAAUUCUCCUGUGUCUAACCAUGUAAGAGACAACAGUUAUGGUGGCAGCUCUGGAUAUGAUUCUAUAAGCAGUAAUGGAGGAGCUAGACCUAAAAAGGAUACCAGGGUGUCAGCUAAAGAAAGAAAGGAAGCAAAGAAGAUGGAGAAGAAGAAAAGAGCAGAGGAAAGACACAGGAUGAAAGUUGGAGGAAUGAAAACACAGUUUAGUGAUGAUGAAGAUGUCCACACGGUCAUUACUAAAGAUAUAGCUAUGAUGAAAAUCUAAGCAGGAUUGUUUUAAUCUUUCAUUUUUAGCAAGAGAAGUGAAAGAAAAAUGUUGUGGUUAUACUCCUUCAAUUUUUGAAAAUGAUGUAAAAAGUAGAUAGAUAUAUAUGAAAAAGACUUGGAAUUACUCAGGCCUGAGAAAUGUAUAAUUAAAAUAUGCUCAAUUUUACAGAAAGAUUAUAUGAAUCUACAAAGCUGUACUACAGUUUUCUUCUAUUGUAUUUAUAUGUCUAAUGCAGGGUUGUAAUGAAGAGACCUGAUAACUGACAGCUUUAAAUGAUGAAAAUAUCAUUUUUAUUUGACUUUGUCCAAAUGUAUAUUUAAAGGAGUUUUUUCUAAAAGAAAAAGGAAAGCCUUAAUAUUAAAUUCAAUAGAUAUCAGAAAAAAAUGUGAGGUGAGUUCAAGUUCAUACUCUCUGCUCCCCAUUUAUACAUUCACGGCAAAGUUAAAUUUAUUGCUAUUUGCAACCCCUUUUAUUGAUUGGGUCGUACAAAGUCCUAAACCAGCUUAUAUUAUGAUGAUAGGCAGGAGAGCGGAAUGAUGGGUGGGCUUAAGACUAGAUGUAUUAGAUAUAUUUCAAGUCUCAAUUGAUUAAAACAAGUCUCAAUUUAAUCAAAAAUUAAGUGUGGUAAAAGGGUAAUAUCAAGAUUUUUUAAAGCAAAAUUGUCUCAAAAGGAUUGAGUAUUAAGAUGCAUAAAUGAAUUUAGUAAUAAUUAUUUCAGCUAUAAUUAACACAAAUAUGUUAUAAAUUACCAAGAAAAAUCCUAUAAUCAUUGUAAAAAUGACAUUUAUAGACUUGUAUGUAAUAGUAGUACCUAUAACCAAGUAACAGCACAGGAUUUAUCUGAUAUUUGAUGUUUUAUAUAAACAUAUGUAAAUAUAUAUUACUCCUUAAGAUUUUAACGAUAAAUUUAGAGAUUAACACACUUUUUACAUGUUUCAACGAGUCCUUUUUAUGACAUUGAGAGAUCUGUCUUUCAUAUCUUGACUAAUCCACUUUUCAAGUGACAAUAAGAUUUGCCGAUUUUAUCAGAGUUUAUUCACUAUUGCAGGACAUACAUUAUUGCAUUUUGAUUUGAUUUGUUUUUAAAUCUGACUAUGCAUGAACUACUUGCCACUGGACAUUUUGGGUAAAGAAAAAUCAGUCAUGUUUAAUGGUGAAAUUAUAUUUCUGUAGGACGUCAUUUUGUUUACAGAUAUUAUUCACACAUGUUCUGUGUUGGCAUGGUUAUAAGAUCAUUCAUUAUUCCGGUGGUGAUAAUUCAAAAGUGUUUCAUGCAGAGGACAUUUACCACUGUCACAUUGAAUGACUUGAUUUUUUUUAGAAUAAGCAUUUCAAUAUAUGUAAGUUUUCUUUCUCAUAACAAGUAAACUUUUUGCAUAACUAUAUAAUACAAAAUUAGAUUUUGGGUAACCCCCAGGGAGGCUGCAACCCAUCAACUCAUUUUGAAAUUGACAAACUUUUCUUGCAAGUUGCAAAAAGGGUAGACAAGCAAAUUCAUAAGUUCAAAGUCGAGGAUGAUGCAAACUAUAUACAGAUUUUGUAAGAUGAGUUAACAAUUAUGCAAGGUUUCAUCUGAUAUAGACCUGAACCAUGUUGAAUUAUAUUUAUAGCUACUCUAAGCCCAUGUGUCAUUUUAGAAAAAAAUUAUAUUUUUAGCUGAAAGAGAAAAUGUGUAUGGGAGUAUUAGACAUAUACUUUGAUCUCUUAUUCUUCUAUGUAGAUUUAACUAUUAAAACCAGGGUUUCAUUGAAUUGUAGUUGUUACAGUAAAAUUAUAUGCAAUGUGUUAUAUACCAAGUAUUAAUUAUACUAGAGCCAGUAACUAAUUUUGUGUAAAUUUUAAAAUGUUUUAUUUUAUAUGUAGAAAUAUGUCUCCGUUCUUACAUGCUGCCCAUAUUGUUAUAAUACUGUAAAUAUAAUCACUAAAACUAGAUUGACUCAGAAAAAAAAUUGAUGUUGGUUUUUCCAAUUUUCAUCAGAAUUAUACCUGUUUUUAAUGUUCAGGCUUCUGUUAAAUUGUGGUUCAAACAAAAAAAAAUGCAAAAUUUCCAAAAAUAUCAAAACGUGAAAUUGGGAAUAUUAUUUUUUCAAAGUUGUGUUGAAUCUGUAUUAAAAAAAAGAAGUUAAGGAUCAUCAUUACAGGGUUAAAAUCAUGACAGUAUUCAAUUUAAAUGUGUAUAUUAUAUAAUUGUAUAUAUGUUAAUUAUAUGUUAAUGACCCUUGUUUUGUUACAGUUUCUUAUACUAUUUACAUGACAUUUUAUAUACAUUGUAUUUGUUCUUGUUUUGGGGUGUUCCAGAAUUAAACAAAUGGAGGAUGUGGAAGUCAUUUUUAGACCCAAACCACCCAUAGUAUGAAAUUUUCAUAAUUAAUUAUAAUUCCUAUAAAAUUCUAAGAAAAAAAACCAACCCACAAUUAAUUAAUUUAAAGGGCUCCAAUCGCUCAACCACAACCACCAUCAAUUUUAGAACAGCCCUAAGCAUACAUGAAUAUUCGUUUCAUUUAUGAUUACAUUCUUUUGAAGACAUUAAGCACAUUCAAGAUAUUUCAACAAUUUUACUUAUCUAGGAAAUCAGUUAAUAUAUGGAACAUCCAAGUUCUUGACUGUGAUUUCAGUGCAUGUUUAUAUUUUUUAUUUUGAGAUGUACACCAAGUGCUUAUUUACAAUUUGUUGUCAUGACAAUUAAUGUGAAAUCUUUUUGUUUCAGAAGAUCAUCGAAAAAUAAUUAAGUUUUGUUUUGCAUACCCUAAUGUGUCUUUCAGAAUAGAAAAGGUGUGGAUUUUAAUUUUUCAAGAAUGGUAAAAAAAAAGAAACGUGUAUCAUAAAAAUAUAAAUCAAUACAUUACAUUUUUACUUAUUUAUAGUCAAUGUGUUUAUGGUUAUGGAUUUGAUGAAAUUGGAAGACCCAAUACAAUCAGAAAAAAUGAAAGAAAACCACAAUGAAAAAUUUAUCAUUGAUGCAUAUAGUUUGUAGAAAAGGGUUUAUUGGGGUUUGAAGCACUUGACAUGAAAAGAAAAUACUCAUAUAUAAGAUAACUUGAUGUCUGCCUUGAAAUUGAUAGUCUGUGUCAGCAAUAUGCUAUACCUUGAUGUUCAAACAUUUUGUAGCAAGAGUUGUCUCAUGAUUUGGAACUCUAUUUUAGCCACAAUUCUUUCAUUUGUAAAUAUGUGAUAAUGUUAUAUAAUGCAAUAGAAAUGUAUUCACAUAUCAAAAGGGAUUUAUAUGCCCAGUUUAUGUUUUGUGUUAACUCAUAUUUGCUUGUUGAAAUUAUAUUAAAAAAUUAUUUUAUUAA